Messenger RNA from Oncorhynchus masou masou (cherry salmon), 6262 nucleotides. RefSeq names its product zinc finger protein 142 (gene znf142). Gene Ontology annotation, cellular component: nucleus. Gene Ontology annotation, biological process: positive regulation of transcription by RNA polymerase II. The transcript has 8 exons. NCBI's taxonomy places the organism in Eukaryota, Metazoa, Chordata, Actinopteri, Salmoniformes, Salmonidae. The record is from RefSeq and is a predicted model, not a curated record. Bases 413 to 6073 code for a protein of 1886 amino acids.
GUUAGUUCCUGGUCUUCAAAUGCAGCGUCAUUAUUAAUGCUAGACCAAACUUAAAUGACCGAAAAUGAUUUUAAUUGUCAACAAUAUUUCUAGUUAACUAUAUCUACAUGCUGUACAUAUACGCCCUGAGUAUGCAAGUAAUUAUGAUGAGAUUCUUUCAACUGGAAAUACUUAAUCAUUGCUCCACCAAAAUAAACAUAGUGAUGGCGUCGUUUGGUCAUUGAAGUGGCGAUUUAGCAAAGUAAAAACAAUCUACCCAGCUUCAAUACCUUAUUAAGAUUCAGAGCCAAAUGAACUCAUUGCAGAAUGAAUCCAUAACCAUGAAUAAAUAAGAAUAUUUAUUUGACAAGAAUGCACCUAGUCACCCAUCAAUCACUUGAACUCCAAUUACCAUUGUUUUAAAGAAAAGAAAAUGACAAAUGAGCCAAUGGAGACUGAGGGGUUGUGUCUCUGUGAAAAGUGCGGGAAGGAAUUCUCCGAUAGCAGCCGCCUUUCCUCUCACCUUUGCACUGUGGACUUCACCAAAAAGGGACAGUUGACCCGUUAUAAGUGUCCUUUGUGCGAUGAGGUCUUUACCAUGCCAGGUGCACUGAAACACCACUUCCAAAGCCAUCGGAGGGAGGAACUCAAAGGUCCGUUCCACUGCUCCGAGGAGGGUUGCCAGUUCAGCACCUCACACCGGUUGGUGUACCAGGAACACCUGCACUCACAGCAUGCUCUCACCCUCGUCUCUUGUACCUUCCGGUCCUGCACCUUGGCAUUCCGCACACGUUCUGAGAUGGAGGGCCACUGGCGUAUCCAUAUGCCUUUCCACUGUCCCCGCUGUGACUUUGUGACCGCUCAUGCUAAACAGCUGAGUACCCAUGGUGUGGAACAUGACCGUCCACUAGCUGCACCUGAGGGUGACAAGGUGCCAACAACGACAGGCCAGGGUGGAAACAGCCAAUCGGCUCUUGAGACCAGCUCUGGAAGGCCAAGAAGGGCCCGGAAACGCAAUCCAGCUUAUGUGUCAUCAUCACAAGAAGAUGAUGAGGAUGAAGAAGAGACACAGCAGCACAACAUCGACAAUAGAGCCAGAGAGGAGGUGCAAAAACACAAAGCAGCUACGAACAUCAAUGAGAACCCAUCUAAAGGUAGUGUGGGAUCUCUAGUCCUGCGUUGUUGUUCUUCUCUUCUGUGUUCAGGACCAUUCAAGUUUUCUGGUGAGGUAGGGUUUUGCCAGGUCAUCAAAUAUCAGAUAAAUGUUGUGCUAACCAUACUUUUGAAAAUCACUUUAAAUCAGGUUUAUGCCAGUAAAUCUAGGUCUACAUUUACAUACAAGGAAAUAAGUUGUUCUGUUACAUUUGUUUCAUUACAAAAGAUAACACCCACAUCUCCUCCCUGUCCUGAAGAUCAUAUUAUGGCAGGCAUGGAGCAUAUGUAUCACACUCACAUCUGCCCCGAGUGCCGCCGCUGUUUCAAGAUGCGCUCCCACCUGCUGGAGCACCUCCACCUCCACUUCCCAGACCCCAGUCUCCAGUGCCCCACCUGCAACCAUUACUUCACCAGCAAGAGCAAGCUGCGCAUCCACAUGCUUCGCGAGUCUGGCCAGAAGGUCCAUCGCUGCCACCUGUGCAACUACGCCUCUGUGGAGCGCAACUCGCUCCACCGCCACCUGGCCAGUGUGCACUCCAACGAGGUUGGGGGUGACAUCCACCCGGAAGUCUACCCCUGCCCCACCUGUGGCCAGAGCUUCCGCCAGAGCCAGGCGCUCAAGUCCCACAUGAAGUCUCACCACACGACUCGGGACAGCCAGCCACUGGCCUGCUUCCAGGAGGGAUGCUCCUUCAAUACCUCUGACCGGAAGGAGCUACAGAGACACGCAGCCGAUGUCCAUGGAAUCAAGGCCGUAGAGUGCCGCCAUCAUGCCUGCAACGCCAUCUUUGGUAGCCCCCAGGACAUGGAGGCCCAUUACCGGACACACUUAGCCUUCCACUGCUCACAGUGCGACUUCUCCUGCUCCAACAAGAGCCUCUUCCGGCAGCACAAACUGCAAGGCCAUGCCGGGGACGAGGAGUUGACCUGCAACUUUUGCCCCUUUGCCACGUUCAAUCCUGUGGAGUUCCAGCAGCAUGUCGGCCAUUUCCACGCCAAUGAGAAGAUCCACCGGUGCCAUCAGUGCAGUUUUGUCACCGCACACAAGCGGGUCCUACGACGGCACAUGCUGAUGCAUAGUGGUGAGAAGCCCCACAAGUGUAACCUGUGUGACUUCAGGUGCCGUGAUGAGACCUACCUCUCAAAACAUAUGCUCAUCCACUCAGAUGACAAGAAUCAUAUGUGCUCUGAGUGUGGAUAUGUCACCAAAUGGAAACACUACCUGAAUGUGCACAUGCGCAAACAUGCUGGUGACCUCAGGUACCAGUGUGACCAGUGCUCCUACCGUUGUCACCGCACGGACCAACUGAACAGCCACAAACUCCGACACCAGGCCAAAUCACUGAUAUGUGAAGUCUGUGCAUAUUCCUGCAAGCGCAAGUACGAGCUUCGCAAGCACAUGCUCCUCAAGCACUCUCAGGGAGAGGGCCAUCAGCCUCCAGUCUUCCAGUGCAAGUACUGUCCCUAUCAGACAUGCUACCGCCAGGCUCUGCACAACCACGAGAACUGCAAACAUACCCGGACUCGAGAGUUCCGCUGUGCCCUCUGCCCCUACUCCACUUACAGCAGCACCGGCCUCUUCAUCCACAAGAGGAAGGCUCAUGGAUACGUGCCUGGCGAUAAGGAGUGGCAAGAGAACUAUGCAGAGAAGGAGAGGGAGAACUCUAUGGACCUACUGCAGGGCUUCUACAAAAUGCCAGCCAAGAACUCUGUAGAAGGUCCUAUCAAGAACCUACAGGAGAAAGUCGCUGGCUCUGCUGUUCAAAAUGAACACAACCUAGAAACUGUAACUGGCCCCAAAACCACAGAAAUGGCAAAUAAAAAUUCUGAUAUUGUCCAAGUGGUAGUUGACAAAGGGAUUCUGGCAUGUCACAAUUCAACAGAUAAUCCAGAGCAAUGCUGUACAUUAGUUUUGACAACAAUAGCUAACACAGAGUGCACUGAGAUGGCAUCCAUACAGGGUGAGACGCCAAACAGCAGAGACCCAACUUACAGAAGACCCACAGUGGACCCUAAAGGAUCUAACACCCUGAGCCAAAAGCCAGCAUCUGCAAGUGAGGCGGAGGAAGAGGACAUGGCUAUGGAGGAUUGCGAUGACCUAAACGAUUCAGAAGACAGAGAAACUCCUUUAACCGCUACAAGGCAACCGGCAGAGGCUGCAGAGAACAACACACAGAUAGCGGAGGUGUCUAGCGCAGCUUGCAACUCAUCCGCCGAAUCAUUGGCGCAAAACGUUGACUCUGAGAUUCGUCUGAAGGCCAUGAGGAAGCAAGACAAGGACCAGGCGGAGGCUCUGGUCUUGGAAGGCCGGGUUCAAAUGCUGGUGGUGCAGAAUGAGGCCGGAGAGGCUAGCAUAUACCGGUGCGAACACUGCUCCUACGUGACUCGCAAGCAGACCUCUCUCCGACACCACUGCCGUUCCCUCUGCCUCGCCAGGUGGAAGAGACUCAAGUGCCAAGCCUGUGGGGCGCAGUUCAAACAGAAGAGAGGCCUGGACACCCACCGCCUUAGGAAGUGUCCCGCUCUGCAGAAGAACACCAGGAGGUUCAUUGGCACUCCCUCUGCUGGACAGUCUGGAGAAAGGGACUGGGGUCAGGGUAAAUCCCAGAUCCCUGAUAAAACCACAACCGCCGAUCAAUCAGAGAUAGUAUCUUGUGAUGUUGCGCCAACCGAAGAUUCCAUAGCCACACAACCAGAAAUGAGAGGAGAGGAAGCAAACUUGUGCGAUUUGACCAAUCCCGGAGGCUCGGGUGAGAGAGAAUCUACAGCACUACAGAAAAGCCUAAGGAAGACAGUUGGAAAGACAAAAAGGCAAGUGAAAGUUGGCAGGGUAAAGAGACCUGUGAAGAUGAAAAAGAUCAAUGAGGGGGAAAUCUUAGGAAAGACAGACAAAGCCCAUCCUGUGAACACAGAGAAUGACAAUGUGCAUAGCUAUAUAGAAGAUGACAUGAAAUUCACUUGCAAUACGUGCAGUUUCACGUCCUCCAGGCUUGUGACGAUAGAGCGCCACUGCUCGACGUGCACAAGAAAAACUCCCACAAAGAUGGCUGUCCGAAUUUUUAGCUCUCUGGAGCAGGAUGAUGACAGCAAUGAGAGGGAUGAGAAUAUUAAAAGGGGUUCUGAAGAAGCUGUGGUUGAGAUAAAGGUAUCAAAUCCAAGCUAUUCUCCUAAAUUGUCCUGUCCCAACUGUCUUUUCAGGUGCAAACAGAAGAGAGCACUGAUCAACCACGAGAAGCGAGGCUGCCUGAAGCCAGACGAGGUGCAGUGCGAAUUCUGCUCGUUUGUGGCCAAGUCACAGAAAGCUAUGGCUAACCAUGUACUGGUCCAUCGGAAAGACAAGUUAUCGCUCUUAAAAAAGGUCAAAAGGUCAGUUUUGCAUUGCGACCAUUGCCCCUUUACUUGUAAGCAAGAGCGUUGCAUGACCCAGCACGUGGCUCUGAAGCACGAAGGUGCCAAGCCCCACCGCUGCCGCUUCUGCCCGUUCAGCACCACACGGCGCUACCGCCUAUAUGCCCAUGAAUCUCUUCACACCGGCAUGGGCCGCCACAGCUGCGACGUCUGCGACCAGACCUUUGGCGCUGCCUCCAAACUCCGCCAGCAUCACAAGCGUGUCCACGACAAACAGCCCUCUCAUUUCUGCACCCUGUGCGACUUCAGCAGCUACUCUCUCAACGAUGUCGGACGACAUACCCUCCGCUGCCACACAGGGAAGCUCCUGCACCCCUGCAGCCAAUGUGAGGCACGCUUUAGCUCCGACACAGCGCUCAAGCAGCACUGCAGCCGCAAACACCUGAGCCCCGCCAGCGUAGCGUGCCAACAAUGUGACUUCAUCUGUGGCAGCCAGGCCACCCUCAAGGUCCACCAGCAGAAAAGGCACCCUCAGCUGGACUGUGCCACCUGCCAGGAGACCUUCCCCACCCGGGAGGGCCUGGAGGAGCACCAGAGGACCCACCUCACCCAGCAGUGCCUGCUUUGCCCCUUUGCCACCCGUAAGAGGCAGCCACUCAUCCAGCACCUUCUCGACGAGCAUGAGGAUGGCCCCCCAGAGGACAAGCCACUGAAGUGUGCCAUCUGUGGCUUCGCCUGUCGCCACCAAUUGGUCUUUGAGCAGCACGUUCGCUCCCACGGGGGUACCCGCCUUUACAAGUGCACAGACUGCCAGUACUCGACUCGCAACAAGCAGAAAAUCACAUGGCACAUUCGCAUACACACAGGGGAGAAGCCCUACCAUUGUGAGCAGUGCAGCUACUCCUGCGUAGAUCCAUCAAGGCUAAAGUAUCACAUGAGGAUCCACCAGGAGGAGAAGAAGUACCUCUGUCCUGAGUGUGGCUACAAAUGCAAGUGGAUGAGCCAAUUGAAGUAUCACAUGACCAAACAUACAGGGGAUAAGCCAUAUGCGUGCGAGGAGUGUGAGUACCGCACUAACCGUGGUGACGCCCUCCGCAUCCACAGGGAGACGCAGCACUGCGACGCUCGCACCUUUAUCUGCGAGAAGUGUGGCAAAGGCUUCAAGACGCGCUUCCUCCUUAAGACCCACCAGCGUAAACACAGCGAGGAGCGGCCUUACGUGUGCGGCCUGUGCCGCAGGGCCUUCCGUUGGCCAGCCGGCCUCCGCCACCACUACCUCACCCACACCAACCAGCAGCCUUUCAUGUGCCGCUACUGCCCCUACCGUGCCAAGCAGAAGUUCCAGGUGGUCAAGCACCUCCGGGGACACCACCCGGACCAGCCUGUGGAGCAAGGGGUGGCCAAGGAUCCCCACGCCCUCAGCCUAACCCUGCAGGAUGCCCGUCUGGGGGGGCUGGAGGAGGGGGCUGGGGAGGAGGUGGAGGAGGGAGCUCGAGAGGAGGGGAUGGAGGUGAUUGUACCGGAUGGGGUGGAGGUGUUGGUGCAAGAGAGGGUGGAGGAGGUCACAGAAGACCAGCAAGGUGAGGAGUAAAAAGGUUCAGCCCACUCAACUGGAACCUGAGAAAACAGACAUUUUAGUGAACGUUUUGAUGCAGUUUUCCUCAUCCAAGCAUGAUGAGGACUGGGCUACAGCGGUAAACUUAAAUUAAAUAUCAACAAAGGACCUUGUCUUAAUGAGUAUGCAUUUACAUAUACUACUGCAGAGUGCACCGUGAAACAA